ACAAAUUAUUAUCGCAUCACAUAUUUAGCUAUUCAUACUUUACCUCAUUUUACAAUCUCUUUAUAAACUCUGUGGAUCUUUAUCAUAAACUAUGCCAUGCCAACUCUGAGUCUGGAUCUAGUCUACCUAUUUACACAUCCCUUGAUAAAGAAUCCUCAAAAUGAAUUCCGUUUAAGAGUACUUGAGUGGUUAAUAAAGUCCUUAUCUUCAAAUGAUGCUGGAAAAUAUCUAGAAAUAUCCCUGUUUAGACUUAGAUUCCUAGAUCUACCUCGGCUGGGCCAAAUUUUUAAAAUAAUAGAAGAUGUAUGUCAUUUGGUCAAUCUAGAACUUAAAGAUAUCAAGAUAAACCUUGAAGAUGAGGAUUUAUUCAAGAAAAAGGGUUUGUCAGACUUGAAGGAUGAGAAUAACGAAGUAUCGUAUAUUCAUAAUCCAACAUCUGAGUUUGAAAUUGAGAUGUUAGGUAUAAUCCUUCCUUUACUCACUCACAAGUAUCUCUACUCGAUCUACGGUAUAGACACAAGCACCAAUAUCCUUAUUCAUGGAACCAACUCUGGAAAUCAAUUCAUAAGGUGGUUUAAAAGCGUACAGGAAUGUGUAAAUAGAGCUGAAAAUGGUAUUCAACCAAGAAGAACCUUACAACUAUCGGUCAUUCGCAUGGCAGAUUUGCUCCUUCCAUAUUUCGGUGAAAGCGAGCAAAUGCUUAGGUAUCUAUUUGAGUCAUCCAUAGAAAAUGCUACUGAUGGAGUAUUAUGCAUAUGCUUAGAUGGAUUGCACUAUUUUUCGACUACAAAAGAUACUCUUGAACCACUUGAAAGAAGGUUGUUAGCUACACUAUUACUUCUACUAGAUGGAAUCAACAAAAAGAAUUCUAGGUGCGAAGAUGUUUCAAUCAUUGUAGUUGCUACCAGCGAUCAUUCUCCGGAAAUUCUUGACGGCGCUUUAUUGCGUCCAGGGAGGCUAUACAAAACGAUUCAUGUUGAUUAGUUUUCGAUUAUUGUAU
Messenger RNA from Theileria equi strain WA, 1000 nucleotides. RefSeq lists its product as hypothetical. Gene Ontology annotation, molecular function: ATP hydrolysis activity; ATP binding. NCBI's taxonomy places the organism in Eukaryota, Apicomplexa, Aconoidasida, Piroplasmida, Theileriidae. The coding region runs from base 97 to 984 and encodes 295 amino acids. The transcript has 2 exons. The record is from RefSeq and is a predicted model, not a curated record.